AUGAAUUGGGGAUUAAAGAAGGAAGGAAAUAACCCACUUCCGAAUCUUGGAGCAAAAUCAUUUUCCUUUUCGAAAGAUAAACUUGUAGCUCCACUUAAAGCAAAAGAUAAUCCAAUAUCAUAUCAUUUUGGUACAGGAGUAACUUUUACAUCAUCGAUGGAUCCUAAAAAGCCAUUCGAAGCUGCAUCAUUCAAUUUUCAAUCACCUGUAAAUGGUUUAAAGUUAAAUGUUCGUCAAGCAUCAAAAGAAAAGGUAGAAAACAAUCCAAAUGAAGAAGGAGAUGAUUCACAAAUGGGAUAUGAAAAUACUUUUGAAGAAAAAGGCCCUAGUGGCGAAGAAAACGACGAAAUUUUAAUGGAUUGCAAAGCUAUGCUUCACGAAUUGGUUGUUGGAAAAAACAAGUCAUCCUCUUGGGCUGAGCGUGGCUCCGGUAAUUUGCACUUCAAUAAGUCAGAAGGAGGAUAUCGACUUACAAUGAGACGCCAGCAAUUGAAGACACCAUGCCUCAAUGCUAGAUUGUUCAAAGGAAUGCAUGUUGAGCCAGUAAAAACCAAUAAAAUUAAAUUUAAUGCAGUCAAAAUCGAAAAAGAUCAACAAACAUUGGCUACAUAUUUACUUACCGUUAAUACAGCCGAUAGAGAUCCAUUACUUACAAAAAUCCAAGAUGCUCUUAAAACACUCUAA
Messenger RNA from Trichomonas vaginalis G3, 684 nucleotides. RefSeq names its product RanBD RanBP3 domain-containing protein. Gene Ontology annotation, cellular component: nuclear pore; cytoplasm. Bases 1 to 684 code for a protein of 227 amino acids. Gene Ontology annotation, molecular function: GTPase activator activity. The record is from RefSeq and is a predicted model, not a curated record. Gene Ontology annotation, biological process: intracellular transport. NCBI's taxonomy places the organism in Eukaryota, Parabasalia, Trichomonadida, Trichomonadidae. The transcript has a single exon.